This is a messenger RNA of Coregonus sp. 'balchen', 4446 nucleotides long. Lineage: Eukaryota; Metazoa; Chordata; Actinopteri; Salmoniformes; Salmonidae. The record is from the annotation of a GenBank genome assembly.
AUGUCAUUCACCUCCAGAUCCUACACCUCUGCCAGGGCCCUCAGCAUGUAUGGGGGUGCCGGUGGCCGCGGUUCCCGCAUCUCCACCUCCCAGGCUGGGGGACUCUACGGCACCGCUUCCUCCAGGGGUGGCUUAGACCUGGCUGACGGCCUGGACCUCCACGUGUCAGCCAACGAAAAGGCCACCAUGCAGAACCUGAACGACCGCUUGGCCUCCUACCUGGAGAAGGUGAGGCUUCUGGAGAAGGAGAACGCAGAGCUGGAGAAGAAAAUCAAGGAUUGGUAUGCUUCACGCACGGUUAUCUGCCACGACCACAGAGCCUACUUCGCCACCAUCGCUGGCCUGAAGGACAAGGUAAGACGGAGAGGGAGAGGGGGAGGGAGAGGGGGAGGGAGAGGGGGAAGGGUGUGUGUGUGUUAGAAUUAGGGGAGUGUGACACCUGAAAAUGUUAAUUUAUUUCCAAAAGCACUAACUCCAUCAUGUGUGUGGGAUGGGAUGGGGGUGUUUCAGCUAAAAGGAAUUCUGUCAGAGAACGUUUUUGUUCUGUUCCUUGAAGGCCAAUGCAGGUUAUGUACUAAAAUAAUGUCAUUAACUAUAACUUCAUACAUCAAUAUUCAUAUGUCAUCUUAUCUGACUAUAGCUAUAUACCAGAUUUGCAACCAAGGCCACGUCCCAAAUGGCACACUAUUACCUAAAACGUGCACUACUUUUGACCAGAGCCCUAUGGGUCCUGGUCGAAAGUAGUGCACUAUAUAGGGAAUAGGGUGCGAUUUAUGAUACAGCCCAAGUCUAAUUUUUGCAGUCCUGCUGCAGGUCACAGUCACUUGAGAAUAUGUGUAUGAUGAUGUGGGUGAAAAUUAACACAGUGCCAUCGGGAUUUCUGUUCCACAGAUCAGUUUGGCAUCCAGGUCCAAUGCCAAGACUGUGCUGGGCAUCGACAAUGCCAAGCUUGCUGCUGAGGACUUCAAGAUGAAGUAAGGGGCUACUAACUACUAUGAAUCACGACACACUAUUUAUAUAAAACAUUUGUCUUUCACUCAAGGCUCUAUACAACACACUCUGAGUAGAAGUUACCCUUUUAGACACAGAACUAGAAUCAGCCUACCCAAGCUAAAUCCUGUCCAUAACUAUUAGUGAGGAAAAGGCAAAACUGACCUUAGAUCAAUGACCGUGUCCAAAUACCCAUACUGGCGUACUACAUACUUAAAGUGCAUACUCAUUUCGGUGUUUGAUCUAGUAGAAUUCACUUGUUUGACAACAGCUGAUAAUCAGAUUAAACCAGACACUGUACCUAAAUGAAUGAAUGGCGGGAGUCAAUGCAAUCUCGCAUUCGAAACUAAAUUUUCCCCACACUAUUUAGUACGCUAGUAGGGGUAUUUGGACACGGCCAGUGUUUAGCCAUCCCUACUCGAUAGACAAAGCAAAAGAUUACAAUUCUGAAAACAAAAUGGUAGCCUGUGUGACCUUUGCGUGACCUUUGACCUUUGCCCUGCUCAGGUAUGAGAAUGAGCAGGCCAUGAGGAUGGCAGUGGAGGCAGACAUCAGUUGUCUGAGGAGGGUCCGGGAUGACAUGAGCCUGGGUCGCUCUGACCUGGAGAUGCAUUACGAGGGUCUGAAGGACGAGCUCAUCAUGCUCAAGAGGAACCACCAGGAGGUAACGGAUCGUUCAGGGGCAACGGUUAUUCACAGUACAACCACACUGUAUAGCACAGGGGAGCUGUUUUUCCACAGUACACCCAUUCAAAACCAAAAUGCCAUACCGUCAUAUCUUUCACUCAAGUUACGAUGUCCACCAACGCCCACACCUUGUCACCUCCCUCCUCGCAUCCACACCUAAAACAGAUAUGUACCAUGGCAUGUUGGUGCUAGUGAAUCUGAAUAGGAAUGGCAUGCAUAUGUUUACUUGUUAAUACUGACCUAAUAGUGCAAACAGUAGUAGAAAAAGGGAUUUAUUAUUUGCUUAGUAUUCAGUGAUGACAUACAAUAGGCCCUACAUGUAUUGCAUUCCACUUACAGCAGCAAAUAACUCACUUCAGUAGGCAUCCACAUGACAGUUGCUAGGUGGAAGGAUAUCAUUGGCCACUGAGGAGUACUUAGCCCUGUUUUGUAUGGGGUGUUAUUGAAGCAGUUAAUGUUUUGCACACAAAUAUGACAUCUACCUAACCUCUGCUGAUAUCACACCAGGAUUUCCUUUACACAGAUGGAUGGGUGUUUUUUUUUUACAACACAGUUCCUCUCCCCUCCUCACACUUCCUAUUAUUCUUAAUUUCUUCCAUUAACUCACUAUUACCCUUUGUGGGACUCUUACAUCCACAAACACACAAAUGACAGUUCAUGUAUGGUGCAUAAUGGGUAAUAUCUUGACCAGUAGGAGACUGGUCAAGACUUAGUCCCUCAGGUUAAAAGUCCUCUGGUUGAAACACAUGUAAUCACAAGUGUGGUGCUGCACUGUAAUAGCAAAUACUCAGACUUAUCUAAAACAUUGAGACCUGUUUACUCGCCGUCAAGCUACUGUUGGUUGUUACGGUUACUAACUGAGGUUACGUCCUCUGACCUUUGACCUAUAGGAGAUUGCCCUGGUGAAGACCCAGGUGGGCAGCCAGGUGAAUGUAUCGGUGGAUGCUGCCCCAUCCCAGGACCUGAACGCAGCAAUGACUGAGAUCAGGAAGCACUACGAGUCUGUGGCUGCCAAGAACUGCAAAGAACUGGAAGCCUGGUACCAGGGCAAGGUGAGUUGAGUUACCAAGAUACUACAUGUAGUCAUUUACCCCAAAGUGUUAUUCUCUAAAGUUUUUUUUUCCUCAAAAGAAUAAUGCAAUUCAGCUUUAGACAAUGUCAGCUGCCCCAAAAAAACAUGCAUUAAAAUGUAAAGUGUUACAUUUCAAGUGUUCAUUACAAAACAUGUUUAAAGCAAGUAUAUUCUCUGUAUAGGAGGAAGUCAAUGAUCUAUUGAAGCAUGGAAAUCAAUUUAGAGACUGAAUAAGUAGGCUCUGAGGUAAACUGUGUUGACUAAUGCUGUUUUUCUACUUGUACAGCUGGCCACAGUGGAGAUUGAAGUCGUGACAAACAAUGAGCAGCUGGUGAGCUGCCUCACAGAGUUGAAGGAGUCCAAGAGCACACUCCAGAGGCUUCAGAUUGAACUGCAGUCCCAUCUGAGCAUGGUACAAGAUCUCCCAGCAUCCGCACCAUACGCAAAUCGGGUCUUUACACACACACACACACACACACACACACACACACACACACACACACACACACACACAACACACAAACACACACACACACACACACACACACACACACACACACACACACACACACACACACACACACUCUUACACUCUUACACUCUUACACUCUUAUUCUUCUUUUUUGUUAGAAGUUUUCAGAGAUGUAAGUGACCAGCAUGUGGCGUUACAGCACUAAUACUACAGGAAUAAAAACAUGCACACUAAACUGAACAUAAGCCAUAUUGGAAUUGGAAGUGAAAACCCAGUCAUGGAUGGUAGCAUGUAGGCCAGGUCUCUGCUUGUCGUUAUUCUGACACCCAUAAAUAUCUUACUGACAUUUUCAACUUGGUAACAUGCCCACCUCAUGUCUGGACUUGACCCAACAUUUUUCUGGGGGUGUAGUCUAUUGGAGCACACGUUUCACAACCUCUCACUCACUUUUGUACAACAGAGUUAUACAAUAAUAGAAUAACAGAAGCAAAACUGCAACAGUGUCACAUACUGUGGUAGUAUAUCAUUGGACAAGGUACCAGUAUACCCACAGGGUGAAGUUUCCCUAGGUACAGAUCUAGGAUCAACUUCCCCUCCCCAAUACUAAACUUAACCAUUAAUGGGGGGGCGAAUGCAGAACUGACCCAAGAUCAGCAUCUAGGGGCAACUUCACCCUACACCCACUAAUCCCCUCCACCCCUCCUACCCCAAUAGAAAUCCUCCCUGGAGGGCACCCUGGCAGACACCCAGAAGCGCUACUCUGCUCAGCUGGCAGGGCUCCAGAGCAUGGUGACUAGCCUGGAGCUCCAGCUCUCCCAGCUCCACGCCAACAUCGCCCACAACAAGCAGGAGUAUGACAUGCUGCUGGACCUCAAGACCCGGCUGGAGCUGGAGAUCGCUGAGUACAGGAGGCUGCUGGAUGGAGAGGAAAAGAGUUCCUCCCAAGGUAAACCAUUGCAUACAGCUGGCAAUGUAGGCAUUUGUAGACUUUAUGCCAAACGCAUGAUCAUGAGACUUGGUCUUGCUUGAUUUUAAGCUGAAAGCAAUAUACUGUAUCUUCAAAACUUGAAUGUUGACAAUUAUUCUGGACUGUAUCAAAAGUGGACUAAUGAAGAAUAGUGGACUAAUGUCAAUUUUUGUCUCCCCAGUGGUUACCAAGACGAUCACCGUGACCCAGACCAUUGUGGAUGGAAAGGUGAUGGAAACCACUGAGUCUGUUAAAUAA